AUGCCUCUCGUCCUUGACUCUGCCCUGAAACAGGUCGGAGCGUUCAAUCCUGCUGCCUUGAACUACAGGAACAUCACGACGCACCUGGAGGAGCUGGAGGCGGAGACAACACGGGCGACACAUUCGCACUUUGCAGGCCUGAUGACGUGUAAAAAUCUGAUUUCAGAAGACGAGGACAUUGACCUGGGACAACCAAGGCAGGCGGAGGCGGAGGCGGCAGGUCCACUGAAGGAAGUUGACCGACGGGUGGUGGUGGAGGAGGAGGCUGAUACAGUGGCACAGCAACCUGUGCUGCCUCUGUGCAAGUAG
Guillardia theta CCMP2712 is the source of this 309-nucleotide messenger RNA. RefSeq lists its product as hypothetical. The coding region runs from base 1 to 309 and encodes 102 amino acids. The transcript has a single exon. The record is from RefSeq and is a predicted model, not a curated record. Lineage: Eukaryota; Cryptophyceae; Pyrenomonadales; Geminigeraceae.